This is a messenger RNA of Magnusiomyces paraingens, 768 nucleotides long. RefSeq lists its product as uncharacterized. Gene Ontology annotation, biological process: phosphatidylinositol biosynthetic process. The transcript has a single exon. Lineage: Eukaryota; Fungi; Ascomycota; Dipodascomycetes; Dipodascales; Dipodascaceae. The record is from RefSeq and is a predicted model, not a curated record. Bases 1 to 768 code for a protein of 255 amino acids. Gene Ontology annotation, molecular function: CDP-diacylglycerol-inositol 3-phosphatidyltransferase activity. Gene Ontology annotation, cellular component: membrane; Golgi apparatus.
AUGACUGCACCGGAAACCACUACUACUACUACUAAGCCAAUCAAUCACCGUCGGUCAUGGACCGAAGCACCGCACGGCUCGGUCAUCACAUCCGGUGAUAUUUUUAUCUUCAUUCCCAAUCUGAUUGGCUACUCACGAGUGUUGUUCGCGCUCGCGUCCCUUUUUUUCAUGCAAUGGCACCCCAAGUACUGUACCGUUCUCUACUGUCUGUCGUGUCUGUUGGAUGCGCUGGACGGCGUUGCUGCUCGUCGUUACGGCCAAACCUCGCGCUUUGGUGCUGUUCUGGACAUGGUGACUGACCGCUGCACCACGUCUUGUUUGAUUUGCUAUCUCUGUGUGGCAUACCCGCGCUACGCUAUUGUUUUCCAAAUGCUCGUGUCACUGGAUCUGGCAUCUCACUAUAUGCACAUGUAUGCGAUGCUGACUUCAGGUUCGUCCUCGCACAAAAAGGUGGGGAAAGAGAGUUGGAUUUUGAACCUUUACUACACCAAUAAUAAGGUUCUCUUUACAUUUUGUGCAUUUAAUGAGCUCUUUUUCGUCGGUCUCUACUUGUUUUCUUUCCCGCUCAAGAGUCCACCUAACCUCGGAUAUAUUUACGGCGUGCCCUUGUCCUAUGCUACCAUUAUUUUGAUCAUUACUUUCCCUCUGUGGCUGGGUAAGCAGAUUAUCAAUGUUAUUCAGAUGUACCGUGCCGCUUUGAUGCUUGCAGAAACUGACGUUGAGGAGCGCCGCCUGGCUGCGGAGCAAGAAAGCGCAAAGGCUAAGUGA